AUGAGAGCAAAAGACACUGCGAGGUUGAGCGUGAUCCGCUCCAUCAUCUCCGAGAUCAAUCGGCUAGAAAGCGGGCCCACACCCAUCAAGACAGAUCUACAAUUGUUGAACAUGCUGAACAAGCGCAAAGAAGCGUCGGCUACAGCAGCGAGGCAGUUUGCGGAGGCGAAGAGGGAAGAUCUGAAGGAAAAAGAGGAGGCACAGAUUUCGGUAUUGGACGAGUAUGCGGCGAGCGUGCAGGUCAUGUCGAAAGAGGAGAUGCUGCCUAUCAUUCGUGAGGUUGUCGCAGGGAUGGGCGAGGAUGGGAAGAGGCAGCCUCUUGUCAUGAAACAGCUCUUACAGCCUGGAGGUCCGUUGGAAGGUAAGCCGGUCGACAAGAAGGAGCUCGCAAAAGCGGUUCAGGAGGUUCUGGCAAGCGUGUAG
Messenger RNA from Cyphellophora attinorum, 423 nucleotides. RefSeq names its product Altered inheritance of mitochondria protein 41, mitochondrial. The transcript has 2 exons. The coding region runs from base 1 to 423 and encodes 140 amino acids. Gene Ontology annotation, molecular function: carbon-nitrogen ligase activity, with glutamine as amido-N-donor. The record is from RefSeq and is a predicted model, not a curated record. Lineage: Eukaryota; Fungi; Ascomycota; Eurotiomycetes; Chaetothyriales; Cyphellophoraceae. Gene Ontology annotation, cellular component: mitochondrion.